Molecule: messenger RNA, 667 nt
Organism: Arachis duranensis
Lineage: Eukaryota; Viridiplantae; Streptophyta; Magnoliopsida; Fabales; Fabaceae
Product: 60S acidic ribosomal protein P2A
Exons: 4
Coding region: 128-469 (113 amino acids)
Biological process (GO): cytoplasmic translational elongation
Cellular component (GO): cytosolic large ribosomal subunit; ribosome
Molecular function (GO): structural constituent of ribosome
Source: RefSeq, a predicted model, not a curated record
ACUUGAAUAAGCUGAAAACCCUAGCUAUAAAAUAAGUUCAGAGAGCCAAGUUCCUAUCUUUCAGCAGAAACCCUAGCUAGCGCCCAAAUCGCAACCCAGUCGGAUCCCGCACUCAAAUCCAGCAAAAAUGAAGGUCAUUGCUGCGUAUUUGUUGGCCGUAUUGGGAGGCAACACUGCCCCUUCAGCUGAUGAUAUCAAGAACAUCCUUUCCUCAGUUGGAGCUGAGGCUGAUGAUGGCAUGAUUGACUUGCUCUUGAGUCAAGUGGAGGGCAAAGAUGUCACUGAGCUAAUUGCAUGUGGAAGGGAGAAGUUGGCCGCAGUGCCUUCUGGUGGCGGUGGAGUUGCUGUUGCCGCUGCUCCCGUCGCUGGAGGGGGUGGUGCUGCACCUGCUGCCGAAGCGAAGGAGGAAAAGAAAGUUGAAGAGAAGGAAGAGUCGGAUGAUGAUAUGGGUUUCAGCUUAUUUGACUAGAAAGAUCUCAAGUGUUUCAUGUGUACAACACAUUUUCGGUUUUAGUCAAGAGUUUCAACCCAAAUCACAAGGUUUUGUUACUUAAGUUACACAUACUUUUAGGUUUCAUGGGUUCUGCCAUUUUUCAUUUGACUUGAGACAAUGUAAUGACACCAAAAUGCCCUAUAUAAUUUAGUCGUGUUUUGAAUGUUUUGCUUA